AAAUAAAUAAAAUAUAACUGCCGACCCCAACCCGACAACUUGAACAUUCUCAGUUGAACUUUUGCCGUGAUAAGGCCGUGCUUGUAAAGAUUAAUUUUUUUUAUUGUUUUGGUAAAUUUGAAUAAACUUUCAGAAGCUUAAAGAAAAGUUUCAUCAAAGUCACAUUUGUCAAUUGACGUGAAAUUCAAAAUUAAAAAAGUUAUCAAAAUGAAAUCAAUUCUUUUCGGAUUAUUGAUGAGUGCAGUUCUUUUGAACGCCCAAAAGGAAGAAGCUAAAGAAAAGGCUGGCGAAAUCAAGAUCUACAAGCGCUUGAUUCCUGCUGAUGUUUUGAGAGAUUUCCCAGAAAUGUGCUUCGCAAGCACAAGAUGUGCAACAGUUGAACCAGGCAAGACGUGGGAGUUGGCUCCAUUCUGUGGACGUGCUACAUGCGUCGUUUCAGAAGACAGUCCUGGAAAGUUGCUUGAACUUGUCGAAGAUUGCGGUCCAUUGCCAUUGGCCAAUGACAAAUGCAAAUUAGAUGUAGAAGCUACCAACAAAACAGCUCCAUUCCCAUACUGUUGUCCAAUCUUCAAGUGCGAACCUGGCGUGAAAUUGGAAUAUCCAGAGAUAAAAGAAGAAAAGAGAAAUUAAGGAAACUUUCAUCUCUCAUCCCUUAUUAAUCCCUCAUGAUCAUCAUCAGAUUCCACUCUCAAGCUGUUACAAUUCCUUUUCAUUCAGUUGAGUGAUUCAAGAAUUCACUGACAUUUUAUUGUAAAACUCUCUCCUUGCAAUCAAUUGAUUAAUGAUUUUUUUUCUCUUUUUCCUUUCUGUCUUUUAUGUCAAAAAUGUGAUAAAAUAUCGAUGAAAUAAAACUGAAUGUCUCCAUUAAAUCAAUGAAGAAUUGUGAACUUUAGGCAACGACGGC
This is a messenger RNA of Clunio marinus, 904 nucleotides long. The record is from the annotation of a GenBank genome assembly. Lineage: Eukaryota; Metazoa; Arthropoda; Insecta; Diptera; Chironomidae.